AUGGUGGCAACAGAUUACUUUACAAAAUGGGUGGAGGCAAUUCCAUUAAAGACUUAUGAGCAGUUAACAGUGAUUGAUUUUAUUAAGAAGCACAUUAUUCAUAGGUUUGGAAUUCCAAAAACUAUCACCACUAGUAGAGGCCUUUCCUUUAUUGGAAACCAAGUUCUUGAUUAUUGUGCUGAGUGUGGUGUCCAAGUGAUCAGUUCCACUCCAUAUUUUGUCCAAUCAAAUGGACAGGCUAAAGCUUCCAACAAAGUAACUCUCAACAUCCUUGAAAAGAUGAUUGAGAACCAUCCAAGGGAGUGGCAUCACCUACUUUCUGAGGCUCUUUGGGCUUACAAAAAUUCAAAAAGAUCAAGUAUUGGUGUCACACUAUAUAUGCUUACAUAUGGACAUAAUGUCGUUCUUCCAAUAGAAAUGACCAUUAGGUCUGCAAGGGUGGCUUUCCAAAAUAGGCUCACUCUAGCAAAUUAUAACCAUGCCAUGUUGGUGGAAUUGGAAAACCUUGAUGAAGUUCAUCUUAAUGCCUUAGACCAUAUUAUUACUCAAAAGAAGAAAGUCAUGCGGGCAUACAAUAAGAAGGUUAAGACAAAUACAUUUGUUGAAGGAAACCUAGUAUGGCAAGUCAGAUUUCCACCAGGAGUCAAAGACAAAGGGUAUGGAAAGUGGACCCCUAACUGGAAUGGUCCUUACUUGGUGGAACGAAUCCUUGGAAAAGGUGCUUAUAGAUUAAUGGACAUAGAUGGAGGAUCCCACAAGCAUCCUAUGAAUGGGGUAUAUUGGAAGAGUAUCACCCUUCCAUCUAUGAAAACUGGAAAUCCGGAAUAA
This is a messenger RNA of Cornus florida, 828 nucleotides long. RefSeq lists its product as uncharacterized. Gene Ontology annotation, molecular function: nucleic acid binding. Gene Ontology annotation, biological process: DNA integration. NCBI's taxonomy places the organism in Eukaryota, Viridiplantae, Streptophyta, Magnoliopsida, Cornales, Cornaceae. The record is from RefSeq and is a predicted model, not a curated record. The transcript has a single exon. Bases 1 to 828 code for a protein of 275 amino acids.